Centruroides sculpturatus (bark scorpion) is the source of this 1276-nucleotide messenger RNA. RefSeq names its product multidrug resistance-associated protein 4-like. The record is from RefSeq and is a predicted model, not a curated record. Gene Ontology annotation, cellular component: membrane. Lineage: Eukaryota; Metazoa; Arthropoda; Arachnida; Scorpiones; Buthidae. Gene Ontology annotation, molecular function: ATP binding; ABC-type transporter activity. Bases 220 to 1113 code for a protein of 297 amino acids. The transcript is spliced from 8 exons. Gene Ontology annotation, biological process: transmembrane transport.
AGUUGGGUUUUCCCAAUAAUAAACGAGGGAAGAAAACGAGUUUUAAAGGAAGAAGAUUUAUACAAAUGUUCAAAAUAUCAUACUUCAGAGUAUCUUGGUGAUCUGCUUCAAAGAGAAUGGAACCAGGAAUUGCAGAAGAAGAAUUCGAGCAUACUGAAAGCUUUAUUACGUUUUGUCGGUUGGAGAUACUUAAGAAUUAUUCUACUUGUACUCAUUCAGAUGACAGCGUUAGUUGCAGGCCAAGCAUACUUAGUAGGAUUAAUAAUAAAUUGUUUUGAAAACAGAGAGGAACGGAAUCAACACACCAUCUACGCUACAUUUGCGGGAUUUUUUAUUCUACUUGCGAUAUAUUUCUGUAUACUUGAUAUUAGUGCGUUUAUAACUGAAUUAUAUGGAAUGAAGUUAAAGAUAGCUUUCUGCACUCUUAUAUAUAGAAAGGCAAUUAGGUUAAGUCCUUCGUCUCUGGAAAGAUCGAAUGUAGGGCAAAUGGUAAAUCUUUUAGCAAACGACGUCGGCAAAUUCCAAAAUAAAGUUAUCAGCCUUCCUGUUUUAUUUACAUCGCCUUUCUUCAUUAUUACUGCGAUAGCCAUGUUGUGGAAGUAUUAUGGAUGUACUAUUCUAAUUGGAUUCUUAGUCAUAUUUCUCUAUUUUCCGAUACAAAUUGCUUUGAGUAAACUAUAUUCAAAAUUGAGAUUACAAGCAGCUGUAUUGGGAGACGAAAGAUUGAAUCUGUUGAACGAAAUGAUUGCUGAUAUGAGGUUAAUCAAGAUGUACACCUGGGAAUUGCCAUAUGUCGCAUUAUUAGAAAAAAUCAGAAUGAAAGAAAUGAAUAAAAUUCGAAUGUUUUUAUAUGCAAGCGGAAUAUCGUAUAUCGUGUCAUAUCCUACAUCGAAAUUAUUUACUCUCCUCGCAUAUCUCGCAUUCUUUUUAUAUGGAGGACAGUUAAAUGCCGAAAUUAUAUUCGUCACAAUGACAUUUUCAAUGUAUAUGUAUAGCAACAUUGUUGGUCUGUUUUCUCAAGCAGUGGGUUUUGUUGCAGAAAUUUUGGUUUCGUUAAAAAGGAUACAGAAUCUGAAUAAAUUGAAAACCUGCCCAGAGGAAAAAAGUUGCUGAAUAAACAAUAUUCUGUGUUAAAUUUUACAACGAACCUGAAAUCUUUUAAACGAAAAACUGUAAAAUGAUUCCACUUGUAUAUGAAAUCGUUUUUAUCUACCAACUUUACCAUGUAUCAUGCAAAUCUGUAUUCUGUGAACGAGUUUGAAUCAUUUAAGAUUAA